This is a messenger RNA of Ilex paraguariensis (yerba mate), 291 nucleotides long. NCBI's taxonomy places the organism in Eukaryota, Viridiplantae, Streptophyta, Magnoliopsida, Aquifoliales, Aquifoliaceae. The record is from the annotation of a GenBank genome assembly.
AUGGCUGGAAUGCUUCGCGGGGUUGAAUGUGCUAGAAGAAGACGGUUUCAUCAGAGCGGUGCUUUUUCAGCUCCACCUACUACGUCUGCAGCCCAUGCCUCCCCAAGGCGGUCAUCGUUUUGUUUGUACACAACCAACCAUGAAUUCCAUCUCACUUCAUUUUCUUCCAUGCAGAGAAUUACGCUGAACCAGGAAUAUCUGAAUGAGAAGCUAGCAGAAGUGGCUAGAGAAGCCAAAGAAAGGUUAGAUGAGAAGCUAAAAGCACAAAGGAAAUUAGAUACCAAAAGGUAA